Penaeus monodon (black tiger shrimp) is the source of this 3223-nucleotide messenger RNA. RefSeq names its product adenylate cyclase type 5-like. NCBI's taxonomy places the organism in Eukaryota, Metazoa, Arthropoda, Malacostraca, Decapoda, Penaeidae. The transcript is spliced from 22 exons. Gene Ontology annotation, molecular function: adenylate cyclase activity. The record is from RefSeq and is a predicted model, not a curated record. Bases 1 to 2805 code for a protein of 934 amino acids. Gene Ontology annotation, biological process: adenylate cyclase-inhibiting G protein-coupled receptor signaling pathway; intracellular signal transduction; adenylate cyclase-activating G protein-coupled receptor signaling pathway. Gene Ontology annotation, cellular component: plasma membrane.
AUGGUUGAUUUAGCGACGAUAGUGAAAUUUGGUUUUGGUUUUAAUGAGACUUCGAGGUCUGCAGACACCGUGCAUGACGCAGCUGAUAUGAGUAGGAAAUGGUCCUAUUAUAAAACACAGAUCCAACGAUCCAACAACCACAAGCGUAAUAAUAAUUCUUCUGUCUCUCUCCCUCCCCCACAGCUGGUGUGCAACGGGAUGCUCUUCGCCUGUGUGAACGUGGCGGGUUUGUUCACUCACUACCCCGGCGAGGCGGCGCGGAGACAGGCGUUCAUCGAGACGCGUCAGUGCAUCUCCGCCAGGAUGAACACGCAGCGCGAAAAUCAGCAGCAGGAACGCCUUCUGCUGUCGGUGCUGCCGAGACACGUGGCCAUGGAGAUGAAGUCCGACAUCGCGGUUAUCCCGAAGGACACAAUGUUCCAUAAGAUCUACAUCCAGAGACACGAUAACGUCAGCAUUCUGUUUGCGGACAUCUGCGGCUUCACGACGCUCUCCGACCAAUGCACGGCCGAGGAGCUCGUCCGCCUGCUCAGCGAACUCUUUGCCAGAUGCACUACUCGUAGCGGUCCCCCCGAGGCCAGGGAAAACCACGCCCACUGCUGCGUCGAGAUGGGGCUGGAUAUGAUCGAGGCCAUUGCACUGGUCCGGGAGGUCACGGGCGUGAACGUGAACAUGCGCGUGGGAAUCCACUCCGGGCGAGUCCACUGCGGCGUUCUCGGCCUCAGGAAGUGGCAGUUCGACGUCUGGUCGAAUGACGUCACGCUCGCCAACUACAUGGAGUCGGGGGGUAUCCCUGGGCGCAUCCACGUGACCAAAGAGACGCUGGGCUACCUCCGCGGCCACUACCGCGUCGAGCCCGGGAACGGCGGCGAGAGGAACCACUACCUGAAGAGCCAGAACAUCGAGACGUUCCUCAUUGUUCCUGACGAAGAGUAUCGGGAUUACAACGUCAAGAAGACCUCGAUGUACAGCAUGAACGGCAGCGUCAGCAAGGAGAUGAGGAUGAUCGGGCACGCGGACCACACGAAGCAGAACACCAACAUUCACACCAAGCUCGGCCUCAGCGACUCCUCCGACAGCAAGAAUACUGACGACGAAGUGAACAGGCCUAUUGACGCCCGCUCCAUCGACCGCCUCAGAAGCGAGCACUGCAAGAGGUUCCUGCUCACGUUCCGCAAGUCAGAUGUCGAGGAGAAGUAUUCCAAGGAGAGGGACAAGAUGCUGCCGAGUUACUUCAUCAUCUCGUGGUUCACCAUCAUUUGCAUAUUUGCGGUCCAGAUCAUCAUCAUCCCAAGAUUCGCCGGAUCAAUCGGGGUGUUCCUGGUGGGGACUGCGGUGACGUCACUGGUGGUGGUGCUCGUCCUGGCGGAGAAGUGUGAGUGCAUGCCCGAGCAGGUGAAAAAGAUGAGCUCCGCGGUGGCCAGCAGUCGCACGGUCAGCCAGAUGCUCGCCUGCUUUGUGGUCCUAAUCCUCUUCCUCUGCUCAAUCACGUCCAUGUUCCUUCUGGAUCUGGAGAGUUACCGCGACUGCAGCCUCCUCUCGGGCGAUAACGCAACCAACCUGACCCUCGACGACGCCAACCACACGUCCUCCUUGAGCGUGAUGGCUGACGGACUCACCCUCCAGGCCCCCGAAAUCAUCUCCCUCAAGGAGCAGCUCAACGUUACACUGGGAGACGAGAACAACGCCUGCCACCAAGGGCCAACCACGCACUUCCCGGACUAUUUCACCUUCUGCGUGCUGGUGGUGAUGGUGUCCUGUGCGGUGUACCAGCUCAUCUUCUGCAUCAUUAAACUGUUGCUCCUGGUCGCCAUCUGCGUUGCAUAUCUCUCCAUGGUUCUCUUCACGCAUGGAUCCCUGUUCGAUAACCAGGACGCUCUCCUUCUGAUGAAUAAAGGGGACGGAGAAGUCUUCAUCUCACGAUAUGUUACAGUGGCAGUUCUGAUAGGAUUUACUAUUGCCUUCUUCAUCCACGCUCAACAGACAGAGGCCACGUCCAGACUAGACUUCCUCUGGAAGCUGCAGGCUCAUGAAGAGAAAGAUGAAAUUGAACAUCUGCAAGCCUAUAACAGGAAACUGAUAGCUAACAUUCUACCAGAACAUGUUGCUGUCCAUUUCCUGUGCACAGACAGAGCACCAGAUGAACUUUACCAUGAAGAAUGUGAAAGUGUCUGCAUCUUGUUUGCUUCCAUCCCAAAUUUCUCUGAUUUUUAUGUUGAACUCGAGUCCAAUAAUGAAGGAGUGGAAUGUCUGCGGCUUCUCAAUGAAAUCAUAGCAGACUUCGAUGAGCUUCUUGAAGAAGAACACUUCAAGUGGAUUGAAAAAAUAAAAUCCACUGGUGCCACGUACAUGGCAGCUGCUGGACUCACAAAAUCUACUAGGGAUUUGAAAAAUUUCCGCCACGUGACAGCAAUGGCUGACUAUGCUCUGCGGAUAAGAGACCAACUGGAGUAUGUAAAUGAACAUUCCUUUAAUAACUUCAAAAUAAGAAUAGGUAUAAAUAUAGGUCCUGUUGUGGCUGGAGUUAUAGGUGCUAGAAAGCCCCAGUAUGACAUAUGGGGAAAUGCAGUUAAUGUAGCGUCAAGAAUGGAUUCAACGGGUGAGCUAGAUAAAAUACAGGUAACCCAAGAGGUGUACCAGAUUUUACACAAGAAGGGAUAUCCUUUAUCCUGUAGAGGAACUAUAAAGGUAAAAGGAAAAGGAGACAUGGUAACAUACUUCCUCAAUGGUCGAAGCCACGACAUCAUUGAAGAAGACUGUUCGAGUUCGGGGACGAAGGAGGUUGCUGCUGAGAACCAUACAUAGGGAAAGCACUAGUAGGAGCUGUGCUGGUGUUGGGAAUCACACACACAUAUACACAUAUACACAGCCAUACUCAGUUGAGGGGAAAUUGAAGCAAACAGAGUAGGACAUUCACAGAGAAGUAGAAGGGGUAGUAAUUCUUAUUCUUUUGUUAUUUUUUUCUACACAGUACGAAAAGGUUAUUUAGAGAAGUUUGUAAAUUUUUGAGUUUCAUAUCUUCAGGGAAUAAAUUCUUUUCUGGUUACGGAAGCUAAAACGUUUUUUGCAUAUAAUGUAAACUGUAGUGUAGCAAUAAUAAUGAUACUGGUUUUACUUUUUCGUUUAAAUUCACACACAUGGAUGCACGUGUGCACACACACACACACACACACACACACACACACACACACACACACACACACACACACACACACACACACAC